AACCCGCGCAAGCCUAGUAACGCCGCCAUAUCCCGUUUCAACCACAGUCCCUUCAAGCCCGCCAAGCUGUGUACCGCCAACAUCCGAGCGCGCUCACCUAAACAUUGCGUUCAAAUAAACCCCGCGGUAUGUCCAUCUGAAUCUUUCGCGAUACACACUCACGGACAUCGCGUCGUACUACAGUGAGACCAGUGAAGAGCCCCACAAUUAUGUAAAAUUUAUGGACUGAGGAGGUAACAAUUCGCGCGAUACGUAAAAUGGCUUUGAUUUUCGCGUUUCGCGUCGCGUUGUGUGUCAGUGCUUCGGUAUGUGCAUACUCAUGGCCUAGUGAAGAGACAACAACCAAAUAUCCCCAGUACAAAGACUAUCAUUCAGAUCCCUUGGUGGUGGAAACAACAAGUGGCUUAGUUCGCGGCUGGUCUAAGACUGUUUUAGGGAGGGAAGUUCACGUUUUCACGGGUAUACCCUUCGCGAAACCCCCUAUAGAGCAGCUGAGGUUCCGUAAGCCUGUACCAAUUGACCCUUGGCAUGGCAUACUCAACGCUACCAAACUGCCCAACUCUUGCUAUCAAGAGCGAUACGAAUAUUUCCCUGGGUUUGAAGGAGAAGAGAUGUGGAAUCCAAACACGAACAUAUCUGAAGACUGUCUCUACUUGAACAUCUGGGUACCACAGAGACUGCGCAUAAGACACCACGCAGACAAACCACCGCAAGAGCGUCCCAAGGUCCCUGUUCUUAUCUGGAUCUACGGUGGGGGUUAUAUGAGUGGUACUUCAACCCUUGAGAUCUACGAUGCCGAUAUCAUAGCAGCAACAAGUGAUGUUAUCGUAGCUUCCAUGCAGUACAGGGUGGGCGCUUUUGGUUUCCUCUACCUGAAUAAAUACUUCUCGUCUGGCAGCGAAGAGACACCUGGAAACAUGGGGCUUUGGGACCAAGCAGAAGCUAUACGCUGGAUCAAGCAGAACGCCGUUGCUUUCGGCGGGGAUCCAGACUUGAUCACUUUGUUCGGGGAGUCGGCAGGGGGUGGCUCUGUGAGCAUACACCUUCUCAGUCCUGUCACCAAGGGACUGGUGAGAAGAGGGAUACUCCAGUCGGGAACCAUGAACGCUCCCUGGAGUUACAUGACCGGGGAGAGGGCUGAGCAGAUAGGGCGCAUCCUUGUGCAAGAUUGCGGUUGUAACGUUUCGCUCCUGGAAACUCACCCCCAUCAGGUUCUCGAUUGCAUGAGGGCGGUCGAUGCCAAGACUAUAUCGUUGCAGCAGUGGAACUCUUAUUCUGGCAUACUCGGGUUUUCUUCCACGCCGACCAUUGAGGGAGUGUUUCUGCCGAAGCACCCUAUGGAUAUGUUGGCAGAGGGUGAAGGUUACGAGGAUAUGGAGAUCCUGCUCGGAAGUAAUCACGAUGAAGGCACCUACUUCUUGCUCUACGACUUCAUCGAUUACUUCGAGAAGGAUGGACCGAGUUUCCUUCAGCGCGACAAGUUCCACGACAUCAUCGACACCAUCUUCAAGAACAUGACGCACCUGGAGAGGGACGCCAUCAAAUUUCAGUACACUGACUGGGAGCAUGUGAAUGAUGGCUAUCUGAACCAAAAAAUGGUUGGUGAUGUUGUAGGGGAUUAUUUCUUCGUUUGUCCAACCAACGAUUUCGCAGAACUUGCCGCUGAAAAAGGAAUGAAGGUUUACUACUACUUCUUCACUCAUCGUACAAGCACCUCGUUAUGGGGAGAGUGGAUGGGCGUGAUGCACGGAGACGAGAUCGAGUACGUGUUUGGACAUCCGCUUAACAUGUCACUUCAGUUCAACUCGAGGGAGAGGGAGCUCAGCCUGAAAAUCAUGCAGGCGUUUGCGAGGUUCGCAGCCACUGGGAAACCGGUGACAGACGACGUGAAUUGGCCGCUGUACACAAAGGACCAACCUCAGUAUUUCAUUUUCAACGCAGAGAAGAACGGCAUCGGGAGGGGACCAAGGGCGACCGGCUGUGCGUUCUGGAAUAAUUUCUUCCCCAGGCUCAGGGAUAAUCCAGAUUCAGCGGAGGCCCCUUGCGUCAACACAUACUUAAGCAAGAUAGGAUCGUCGGCCACAAGAAUAGAUCAACCGUUCUUCUCAAUUAUGCUACGCCAUGCUGCCAUCUUGAUAACGGCUGUCUAUCACGUGAUGUAGAUAAGGAUUCGGAUAUUCCGAAGGAUGUAAGCAAACUACGUUUUAACACAUCUUAUGCAAGAUGUACCCACUUAGGUGAAAUACAUUGCAAGCUUUAAAACGAUGACCUAAAUUUAGACUAGAUCUUUUAGAAGUUAGGUCAUGAAAUUGUAUUGCGUCUGAAUCAGGAUGGUGGAAAAAUACAGUGGUUGGUGCUGAAAUUUUCGAAGAAACUGCGUAGUAUACUUGGAUGAGAUUGAAAAAAGUAUAUCGAAUAGAGGAACAAGUAAAAUUGAUCUGAAAUCAGAUUUAAGUAGUUGGGAGAUUUUUCGAUAAAUGUGGCAAUGCUGGUCAUUAUGCCUAUGUUACCUGAUGUUGAGUGUUGAAUGUAUGUUAAAUUUUGAUGUAUCGUGCUUCUUGUACGGUUAUUCGUUGCUUCGUCCUUAUUUCAUACUCCCAGCUAUUAUCGUUCAAAAAAUUGUGGAAAUUCUGUGAAUUAAAUUGAAAAAAAAAUAAAAAAAAAAAACUCUAAAUUGAUGUAUUAGAGCUAUUCAUGUUCAUUGAUUCAUCUCAUCCAUAAAAAUCGAUUGGCCGUGUCAAUUUGGCAUUGCUCUUUUUUUACUAACCUAAUUAUAAGUUUCUAGUCUAGAACUUUUUCGAAAAUUUCUUCGUCGAACACUGAUUUUUUCAUUGUGAAUUCAACCAUGCGAGGGUUAUAGUUGCAUUUUCUAGAUCGAUUAUAUUUUUUAACAAAUUAUCAAAUUGAGUAUUUCCUUGAGGUAACGCUUCACUGAGAUAAAGAUAUAGGUUUAUUGAAUCAAUAAUUUUUAAAACAAUUCAUAAUAUAAGAAAAAAGUAAUAUCACUACAUAUCUAGUUAUUUGAUAAUCGAUAUAUUUCCUAAAUUCAAACUAUUUUUGAUUUGAUUGUCGUUCAUCGGACUUCACCUAAAACUUUCUACACAUAUUAGAAAUUUUUCAGCCUAUUUAUAUUGAUUCUGUAUUGAGAAUUUUUUAAAAGAUGUUGUAUAUUAAUUGUGAUGUCCUCAAAGGAAAAAAUUGGACGCGAAAUUUAAAUAAAUUUGAUUUUGUAUAAAUGAUGAGGGUGAAAUUUAUGCAAAGUCAGAGACAAUCAUAGAACUGCAACCUAAUAGAUAUACACUAAGGAACAAAUCUUAUGUUAGUUGUAGAAGCUGUAAGAGCGCAACAGUUUAAAUGCGCUUGCUAUCACUGUUGAAGUUCAAAUUUAUAUGGAUUAGACAAAAGCGAGAAAUGCUUUAAAGCGAUGUGAACUUUAAACUAAAUGGGGUGAUAGAGGAACAUAUCAUUUAUAUUUUCGAUUAAAUGAGCCAAAAUGUAUAUAGAGUAUUUGCAUUUAGGAAAAUUGUUGACUGUGAAGAAAUUUGGAAUUCGAAUUUUAUAUCUUAGCAAGGUUUUCAUUGCUCAUCUUCUGAAUACUCCAACUUUUUAUGAUGAAUAGAAAGUUUUAUCGAUUGUUUCAAAAUGGCAACUAGCUCUUGAUUCACACCAGUUUGCACCACACUAAAACCGUGAAGUAGCUCAAUUCGAGAUAAAACAAAUUGGUAUUUCAGAAACCUCGUUCCUGAUAUACAGUGCGUUUUCUGAAAUUUCUCAAAUGUUGGUCUCACCUAGUUUAUCCACGAAAAAUUGAAUUAUUUAUUGGUCCCAAGACUUCGAAUCAAAUGUUGUUAUUGCAAUUGAGUUUGAAACUAAAUAUUACUCGAUUUGUUUUAGUCCUUUCAUUUUUGAACUUUAUUGUAU
This is a messenger RNA of Coccinella septempunctata (seven-spotted ladybird), 3921 nucleotides long. RefSeq names its product acetylcholinesterase. The coding region runs from base 258 to 2162 and encodes 634 amino acids. Gene Ontology annotation, cellular component: plasma membrane. The transcript has 6 exons. Gene Ontology annotation, biological process: choline metabolic process; acetylcholine catabolic process in synaptic cleft. The record is from RefSeq and is a predicted model, not a curated record. Gene Ontology annotation, molecular function: acetylcholinesterase activity. NCBI's taxonomy places the organism in Eukaryota, Metazoa, Arthropoda, Insecta, Coleoptera, Coccinellidae.